This is a messenger RNA of Rotaria sp. Silwood1, 1867 nucleotides long. The record is from the annotation of a GenBank genome assembly. Lineage: Eukaryota; Metazoa; Rotifera; Eurotatoria; Philodinida; Philodinidae.
ACUUAUUACGGUAGUCAUUUUUAUUUAAUUCAAUUGAAUUUUUAUUGAUUUUAAUUAAUUCAUUAUAUUCAUAUAUCAUUUUUGUUAUCUAAAUAUUGUUCUAUUCUAGUAUCGAAAAAAUCUUCGAAAGGAUAAGCUAAUCAGUAUAGAUUAAUGAUCGCAUGAAUAUUCGAGAUUAGAAAAUACAACAAAACAAAAAAGAAAAAGAAAACAUCAUUAUCAAUUAUUUUGCUCAUUUAUUUUCAGUUCAUAUAUAUAUAUACAAUAUUUCUUGAUAGAUAAUAUCAACGUUUGUGCAUGUUUAUUGAUUUGCUCUUAUUCUUCGAAAGAUGCAUGAUACUUCUUAACUUUAACAUAGAUUCUGCUCAAUCUUUUAUUCCUGCUCAUCUGCUUAUCAUAGGUUGUUUUUUUUAGAUAGAAAGUUUUUCCAGUUAAAGAAGGAAAAAAAAGGACAAAUUUGAAAAUUCCCUAGUUGGUUUUUUUUUCUUAUAUUUAUAAUAAAAUCAUCUUUUUUUUUUUAAUUUUUGAUAGUUAUUGGUUCGUUAUAAUGAACUUGAUCAUGCAUUGGAUGAUGUAAGUAUUUCAAUAAAAUCAAUUCGUACACUUCAACAACAACCAACAGAUGAACUUAAUCAAUUUAUUUUACAAUGUCAAAGUAAAGAUCGUGAACUUACACAACAUCGACAUGAAUUACAACGUUUACGACAAAGAAUAAGAGAAAUAUCUCCUGAACUACAUCCUGAUGAUAUAGAUCAAUUAAUGCAAAAAUUGAAUGUACUUGAAAUUCAAUGGACUGAUGCUGAACGUAUUAUAAGAACAUUAAUUGAUAAUUUAACAAAAAAACGUUCAGAAUAUCAUGAUUUUGAAAAUAAAUGUAAACGUCUUAUUGAAUGGUUUGAACAUUUUCUUAAUACUGAAAUCAAUCAUCGUAUUGAUGGUUUAACACUUGAAGCAAGUCUUGAUAUAUUAAAAACUGAAAUACGAAAUUUAAUUAGUGAUAAACGAAGAUCUGUUAAUGAUUUAGUUAUAGCAGCACGUGUUUUACAAAGACAUAUAACUGAUCAAUUACAAUUACAAACAUUAAAACAACAAAUUGAUCGAUUAGAACAAAUACUUAAUAGAACAGAAAAACAUGUUGAAAAACGAAUUAAAAAGACUGAAAUAGUUCUUAAAAUGUUUCAUGAUUUUGAACAAGGUUUAGAAAAUCUUCGUUCAUGGAUGAUGGAUACUAUUGAAACAAAUUUACAAAAAUCAUUAUCAAUAAAUACAUUAAAUUCAAAUGAAUUACGUGCUCAUCAACAAUCUAUUAUUACAAUCGAAGGAGAUAUUGAAAAACAUACUACUAUUGUUAGUAGUGUUCUAGCACUUGGUCAUUAUUUAUUAAGUGAAAUUGAUAUUCGUUCACGAAAUAUUAAUUCAAUACCACGAACAAUUCAAUCAAUUGAACAACGUUGGACAUCAUUGAAAGAUUUAAUACGAAAAAGAAAAGUUGAAUUGGAUACACAACAUGUAUCAUGGAAAAAUGUUGAAGAUGCAAUAAAACGUGCAUCAAAAAUGAUUACUGAUCAUGAACGAUUUCUUAAUGAAGUUAAAAGAACAUGUGGACAAGGUUUACAAGGUGUUAAAAAUGAAUACAAAACUCUUGAGAAUUUUAAACGAACAUUAGAUAAUGAUGAAAAAGAUAUUCAACAAAUUACAGAUAAUUAUUCAGAAAUUAUUCGAAAUCAUCCAACAGCAGAUUCUACAGGAGAAAUUCGUUCAAAAAUUAAAGAAAUUAAUACUCGUUGGGAAAUAUUAAUUGGAACAGUACAUCAAACAAUGAAAAAUCUUAAAUAUAUGUUAAGUGUACAUGGUGAUUUUCAAUUAA